AUGGCAGACAGAGAUCCAGAAAACCCUGUGUCCGAUGAGAAAAAUGAAGACAUAAAUAAAGAUUUGGAACUUCUAACUGGGAUCUCUCAUAGGCGCUCUAUCAUCAUAGUCAUGAUCCUCGUUUAUAUUAAUCUCAUUAAUUAUAUGGAUCGUUACACAAUUGCAGGUAAUUGGUCAGUUUUUUUUCAUAAUCUAUGAUUACCAAGAUACAGGACAUAGCCUAUAUGUUCCCACAUUCCUUUGCAUGGUUAUUCAAUAAACAAUGAAUUUAGAAAAUUAAUGGGAAAACUGAAAGUUUUAGGUCAAAAGAGUCAAAGAUCAAAAAUCCUCUAAUUGUUUUCAUACUAGAUAUUCUGCCCUUAAAUUUGCCAUUUUCAGGUUAAUUCCCUACACCAGUAGUGUGAUCAUUGCCCCCCUUCCCCCAAAUUGUGUAGUAGUUAUACUUUCUUGUGUAUAGUAUUAUGAAUCUCAACAGUCGUGGAAGGUCAAUCGUGCUGGGGGCUGGUUAGCCUCUCACCCAAACCACCACAUCAACCUGUAGUGAUUAGGAUUCCCUUUUAAGUGGCUAAAAUUGUCCUUUUUAAGGAACAGGACCCCCAAGCACACACACUAUGUACGCAAAAAAAGCACCAUAGCUAAGGUUUAACAGACAAGUACCAAAACAUGGUUAUGAAGGGGAUUAAUUAAAAAAUCAUAUAUAACUUUGCCAUUGUACAUUUUUAUAGCCAUAAUAACGUAUAAAGGAUAUUAAACUCUAUCUUGCGAUUUUAUACAUUGUUUACAUAGGUGUUCUCCCUGUUAUUGCUAAUGAUUUCGGGAUAAAGGACAGUGACUCCGGACUGGUUCAAACAGGUACACCCCUAAAUAAAUUCACUGGUCUUUUUCUGUGUGUUCUAUGUCAGUAAAUAUUGUAUCUCCUGAGCAGAGGCAUAACUACAAACCAUUGGGCCGCGGUGCGAAAAUUACCCUGCCCCCCCAUGUGUCUCAUUCCCUUGUCCCCAGCCCCUUCAUGUGUCUCAUCCCGUCGCCCCCCCCCCUAUGUAUCUCAUGUAUCUUGUGUUUUAUUUUCCCCCAAGCCCCCCUACGUGUCUCAUAUUCUCCCACCAGCCCCUUCAUGUGUUACAUUCCUCCAUCUCUCCCCCCUCUCCUCCAUGUGUCCCUUUCCUCCAUCUCUCCCCCCUCCAUGUGUCCCUUUCUUUCCUCUAUACCCCCCCCCCUCCACGCAUUCAUUUUCUUUCUUCUACCCCCCCCCCUCCAUGUGCCCCCUUCUUCCCUUUCCUCCUUCCCCUCUAUGUUUCCCUAUCCUCCAUCUCUCCCCCCUUCUCUCCAUGUGUCUUUUUUCCUCCCUCAUUCGCCCCUGCCCUCUAUGUGUCCCUUUACUCUCUCUCCCCUCUUCUCUCCAUGUGUCCUUUUCCUCUCUGUCUUGCCCCUCCUUUCCUGUACUUGUCUUGCCACAGUUCCAUGUCUGACAGGAAGUACUCUCACAGUACACACAGGCAGGAGGGGAGAAGUACAGUGCAGAUCUUCCCUCCUGCCAGCCUCGGGAACCGCGGGCCCCGGGCCGGUGCGGCUGUUCACCGGCCCAAAUGAUGUGCUGGCAGACCACGGACGCAUGGUUGCCACUGCAGCUGGACCCCCUGGAGUGAUGGGCUUGGUCGCAGUGGCGUGCGACCGUGGUAGGUACGCCACUGCUUAUCUCUACCUGUUACUAGGGGCAUUGUUUAGAAUAUAAGACUCUUCUAUAGCGUUCAUAUGUAAAUUACAUUGAUAACUUGUGGAUUUUUUAUUCUCCAUCAUUCUUCCUCCUUUUACAUAGAAACAUAGAAUGUGAUGGCAGAUAAGAACCAUUUGGCCUAUCUAGUCUGUCAAAUUUCUAAAUACUUUCAUUAGUCCCUGGCCUUAUCUUAUAGUUAGAAUAGCCUUAUGCCUAUCCCACGCAUGCUUAAACUCCUUUACUGUGUUAACCUCUACCAUUUCAGCUGGAAGACUAUUCCAUGCAUCCACUACCCUCUGUGUAAAGUAAUACUUCCUGAUAUUAUGUGUAAACCCUUGUCCCUCUAAUUUAAGUCUAUGUUCUCUUGUUUUGUUAGUUUUUCUUCUUUUAAAUAUAGUCUCCUCCUUUACUGUGUUGAUUCUCUUUAUUUAUUUUAAUGUUUCUAUCCUAUCCCCCCUGCCUUGUCUUUCCGCCAAGUUAUACAUGUUAAGUUCCUUUAACCUUUCCUGGUAAGUUUUAUCCUGCAAGCCAUGAACAGUUUAGUAGCCCUUCUCUGAAGUAUAAAUUUUACUGUAUUUUUGUAUUGUUUGUUUAUUAAAUGCAUCUUCCUGAUUGCAUUAUCUCAAAGCUCUUCUCAUUCUCUCCCUAGUGUUUAUUUUUAGUUACAUGGUGUUUGCGCCCGUCUUUGGGUACCUGGGGGAUCGGUACAACAGAAAGUACAUAAUGGGUGGAGGCAUCGCCUUCUGGUCACUCAUCACCCUGUCCAGUUCAUUCAUCACGAAGGAGGUAACAUCACAAGGCAUUCCAUUAAAACCAAUGAUUGUUUUCCUCUCAGGCCUAUCCAUUUUGCAGAAUGCUUGUAGAGCUUUGAUGGUCAUCCAUCAAAUCUCCUGAGGUGCAGUCAUCAUGCAGUUUGCCGAGUUCUCAGAGUAUCAGAUUUACUGUGGCAUUGCUGCUAUUGUUUCUUCAGGAUAUUUCUAGAUAACUGUUGCCCUCUACCCAUUUUUAUUUUUUACAGUACUUCUGGCUCCUUCUGAUCACACGGGGCCUUGUGGGAGUUGGGGAAGCAAGCUACUCCACCAUUGCCCCAACGCUGAUUGCGGACCUAUUCCUUCAUGAUGAACGCAGCAGAAUGCUGUCUUUUUUCUAUUUGGCUACACCUGUUGGCUGGUGAGUUUCCAUUUCUGGACCAUCUUCGUUUCUAAUGUCAUAUAGCUUUUAACAAUCAAGAAUAGAUUAGGGUAGGGUAAUAGAUUGUAAGGCUAUUGAGGUUGUAAAUGUUGUUUUUGUGGCCAUAAAAUUUAUAAUUCCGGAAACAUAGGUUUUAUUGACCAGGGAACUCUAAAUGUGUGAUCAAAAUAGGGAAACUGGAAAAAAAUGAAUUUCGAGAUUUUCUUUAAAUUCUGUUCCAUUUUUGCCUGAAGUUAGCAAUUCCCAUUUUAGUCUUCUAGAAUUUCUGGUUUAUUGGCAAUGUUCUUUCCAUGUUUUUUUAUAAAGACAAAGGCCAAUCCCUAAUCCUGGUUUUGUGUAAGAACAUGGAUCAUGGUAAUGAGUGCUUGACAUUAGAAAGCUGAUUCUUUUCUCUCUUUUACAGUGGACUUGGUUACAUUGCUGGGUCAAAGGUGUCGAGUGUAGCAGGUGGAGACUGGCAUUGGGCAUUAAGAGUAAGUGAAAGAAAAAAGCUUCAGAUAUUAUGUGUCUUAGUGGGUGCUGGAUGGCAUAUUGCUUGAGGUAUCUUUACAUUUUCAUACACCAUUUAAAUAUGGCUGACAUUUGCAGUGCUUGAGUCACACGAGAUUGCACAUUCCUGUUAGCCCUUACAGGGUUUCUGUUUGAUAUUCUGUCAAAUUGUUUAAAGUAUUUAACAGCAGAAUAGAGAUCUUUCAGAAUAUUGCUGGCAUUGUAGAGCAGACAGCCAUUGGUUCACAAACAAGUCCUCAUGACCCCCACUUUCCUCACUGGUCCAGGAUUUAGGGAUUACACAGUUGUGUCUAAGGUGUUUGUUUCUUUUUAAAAAAUUUUUAACUCCUUAGACACAACUGGGUAAUUCCUAAAUUCAGGACCUGUAGUGGGCAGGAGGACUGGUUUGGGAACUACUGAGAUAGACUGUAAUUGUGUCAACUGCACUAUGCUCUUACGUACUUAUUCAUCUUGUAUGCACGUCUGUGUGGGUCUCUCUGGCCUUAUACUUUGUGCCCAGAUAUUUGAGGUAUGUAGUAUGGUCAUUGACACUGUCUGAUCUUGUGCUGUAGGUUACUCCAGGACUGGGUCUUGUAGCAGUGUUAUUACUGCUCUUCAUGGUCCAAGAGCCUCCCAGAGGGGCCGCUGAAGGGAAGAUAAGAACGAAACCCCUCACCAACUCCUCCUGGAUGUCCGAUAUAAAAUCCUUGUUGAAAAAGUGAGUUAUAUUUCUAUUCUAACUGACAAGCAUCUGGCCUCUGCCUGGUGUCUAACUUCUCCUUUUAUCAUCCCCUCUUGUAGUCCAAGUUUUGUUCUUUCAACGUUUGGGUCUACAGCAGUGGCGUUUAUUGCAGGAGCCCUAUCGCUUUGGGCUCCAACAUUACUGAUGCGUGCACGGACGGUGUUAUACAAAGAUAAUCCGUGUCAACUCCCUAUUUGUAGCACUGAUGACAGGUAAGGCUUACAAUCACCAACGUUGACUGCCAUUGUCUUUUCCAUUCUGUAUGUCAAAUGUGUGUAUUGGCCAGUUUUAGUGAAAAUAACUUCUAGUGAAGCCAACUGGCUGCAAACAUCCUACAAGCCUUUGAAGUACCUCUAUUCCCUCCCCCCCCCCCCCUUUUUUUAAAAGCACAUUAUAAGUUCUCUAUGCUUUUUCUUAAAGGCAUACUCCAGGCACCCAGACCAUUUCUGCCCAUUGGAGUAGUCUGGGUGCCAACUCCCACCCUUAACCCUGCAAGUGUAAUUAUUGCAGUUUUCAUAAACUGCAAUAUUUACCUUGCAAGGUUAAGUCCUCCUCUAGUGGCUGUCUAUCAGACAGCCACUAGAGGGACUUCCGUGUUCUUAGAACACGAAAAUAGUUUUAGGCAACGCUGGACAUCCUCACACUAUUGAAUAAUGCUUUCCUAUGGGGAGGUCUAAUGCACGUGCGCGGUCGGUCAUUGCCCCACAUGUGCAUUAGGUCUCCCCCGCGGCGGGGAGGAGUGUGGGUGGAGCCUGACCAGCGCCGAGGGACAUUGGCGCUGGACUCCAGUAAGUCACUGAAGGGGUUUUAACCCCUUCAGCAACUUGGGAUGGGUGUCGGGAGGGAGAGGGGCACUACAGGGUCCUGCAGUGCCAGGAAAACACAGAUACAAUAUGAAAAAUACAGGACAUGUGCAUGGUCAUUAUUAUGGUUUUGUGACUUCAUCUGGCCAAAAUAGCUGAGUUAUGGGGAAAAUAUAUCAACUUGUCUUAUUGACCAAAAAUUGGAACUCCCCUGCUGAAUUCAGUUCACAGUAUGUUGAAUAACCCUAUUCAGUCAGGUUUAGCACAACAGCUGCUAUGUCAGGGUACACUGCCUUCUCUGUAAUUUUGGACAUGUGAUUAGUAUGAAGACUAGAAUAUCAUUGUCAGAAGUGAAUUAGAAACCAUCAGGCCCUGGUGCAGAAAUUGCAUCCCCCCCAAGCCCCUCCUUGUGUUUAAUACCCCCCAGCUCCUCCAUGUGUCUCAUUCUUCUCUCCUAGCCCCUCCAUGUGUCUAAUUCUUCUCUCCUAGCCCCUCCAUGUGCCUCAUUCUUCCCUAGCUCCCCCAUGUGUCUCAUCCCUCUCCCCGGCCCCUCUGUUUGUCUUAUCCACCCUCCCAGCUCCUUCAUGUGUAUCAUUCUUUCCCUCCCAGCUCCUACAUGUCUCAUUCCCUUCAAGUGUCUCCUUCUCUCCAUGUGUCUCCCUCACAACUCCUGCAUUUGUCUCAUUCUCCCCAGCCCCUUCAUGUGUCUCAUCCCUCCCAGCCACUCCAUGUGUCACAUUUCUCUCCCCAGCACAUCCAUGCGUUUCAUCCCCCAUUCCCCUCCCCUCCUGUGCCUGCUUACCUCACUUGCCGAGGGAAUCGCCGGUCAGACCGCAGUCCACUCGGCCAUGCUACGUACAGUGACUGGCAGAAGGGGAGCACUGUGCUGUGUACUCCCCUUCUGCUAGUCAUCUGGAGAACGCGCCGGUGUGGCUGUGCAUCAGACCUGAAGUUAUGCAGGCCCAACUGUCUAAGGGGUCAACAGGGCAGCUGGGCAGUUUUGUAUUUUGUUUCACUUUUUUCCCCCCAUUAUAUUUGUCUUUCUUUCUUUUUCCACUGGUUUAUUAUACUCUUAAUUUUUUAACUCAUUAUGUCUUUUAUUUUAUUUUUUUCUAGUUUGAUUUUCGGUGUGAUCACUUGUGUGACUGGUAUUGUGGGGGUUAUAGCUGGUGUGGAGAUCAGCAAGCGUUGCCGGAAAAAAAAUCCACGUUCGGACGCUUUGGUCUGCGGCUUUAGCCUCCUGUGCGCACAGCCCUUCCUUUACGUCUCCUUAGUGAUAGCACAGAAAAGCCUUAUUUCAACUUACGUAAGUACUCUCCCUCCCUUUACUAAAUAUGCACCACUCACCUCCUCUUUGUAGCAGAAAUAGAAUUUUAAGGGCCAGUUAGAGGUGAACAAAUGACUAUUCAGUGUUAAGGUAGAUGAGUCAAGCCUUCUCAAAAUUAUUUGUGAGAAAAUCAAGGAUCCAUCUUUCCUAGCAUCUUGACACACUGGAUGCUGCUCAAUAAUUAGUAACCACUCCCCCAUUUAUAGAUUGCUUAAUAAAAGAAUACAUCCAUUUAGGAAUCCAUCCUUCUUUGGUUGUUGGCACAGUGGGGUUGCAUGUUACUUUCUAAUUGUCUCACUCUUCUGCCUCUCUGCAGGUUUUAAUCUUCAUUGGGGAAACACUGCUUUCCAUGAACUGGGCGAUUGUUGCAGAUAUAUUACUGGUAAUGUAUGAAAGGACAUCUUUGGAGGUUUAAAGGAUUUUAAUCACAGAUUAGCUAAAUACAUAACUUGCUAAAGGGACACUCGAGACCCAUAAAUUACUUUCGCCUGCUCAAAAGCUUAAUGUGUGAAGAGUGCAUCCUCUUUUAAAAUUUUACAAAAAGUGCAGAGUGCACUUUUAUAAAUUAAACUUGUUACACUCUCAUGGCUGUCAAUCGGUGGAGCUAAACUCAGGAAGCAGCAAUUGCUCAGAAAACCUGCCUUGCAAAGGCUUCUCAUUGAACUGCAUGGGAAAGUUUGUGAUUGGAAAGUCUGUGCGGAGUUAGAAGGGGAGGGCUUGCAAAGGCUGCAGACAAGAUAACUGCAGCUUUAGCAGGCUGUUUUGAUAUAUACCCCCUGUGACAAAAGGCCUUUUGUCAUUGUUUUUUCAUAUAACAAACUACCCUGUUCCCGUGGCUUAUGGAAAAGCCUGAUUGCCAGCCUCCUUCCCCAUGAUUAUGGCCCUGGAGUGUAUGGCCCUUUAAAAACAGUAUAUGGGCAUGUUAAGACCUUCCUUUUGUGGCAAUGCCCCUUUAAAACUGUGUCCCUGCUCAACUUCUUAUCAGCCCGUGCUAAACUUUAACCCCAUGGCGAUUUUAUUCUGUUCGUGGGAUCUGAGCGCUGUUCGGAUAUAUUAAGCGCUCAGAUCCAAGCUAUCUGGGGAUAGGUGGUGGUGGUUCUGUUCAGUGUAAUGGGAAUUAUGUAUUUUUUUGUAUUUUUUCUGCUGUUGUGAAUGGAGAUAUUUUCUGUAUCUGGAGAUAAUUGGCUUACCACACCCAGUUAGGCCAAUUAUCUCCAGGAUAGAGGAGAAGAUAGACCGGCUGCACAGCCUAACUCUGUGGAACUGGUUUGGGGCAGGAAAGCCAUGCUUGCAGUUGGUCAAAAAGGACUUCCAUCUAACUUUUGAACCACUGGACCAAUUUGUAUGAUUUUGACAUAUGUUUGUAUACUGCAUAUGCUUGUUCAGAAUGUGAUGUAUACUUUUAAAGUUAUGAAUAUUGUGUAAAACUGUGUAUUUUCCUGCCUGUGAUAUUACAUUAGCCCUUCGUGUACAGUAAUUCUACCACAGGCAGAGGGGAGGAUUUUGCUGGAAUGAAUGGGAGUGUUUGACUGUAUUGUAAUGUUUUGAUUGGUUGUUCCACAAGACCACGUGGGUGGUAAACUUGUGGGAAAAGUUGCAUAUAAGUUGCCAAUAAACCCUCAGACUGGUGAGUUCCUGUUUUGACCCUCAACAUAGAGCCUUGUCUCAUGAUUGGGGGAAACGGUUGCAUUUACACUGGGGGAUUGCUAUACUCUACAUACUCCCCUAGCUAUAAUCACUAAGCUCUUUUAAGAGCUUGUUCCAGCUUCGCUCUUUGCAGGAAGAGAGGUUCGGUCUGCAGUGCUGAUGGUGUCAAGUGGAGUGCUUGGAGUCCUCGGGAAGUACUAGGAGCAUCCAUCAACGGAGGUACCCAGUCGGGGUGCCAGGUGAUCCGUUACACCCCCCCAAUGAGCAAAUGCAUAAUUGAAUGCAUGCAUGUUUCCAUUUGAAUAUAUCUACUAAUAGUGAGAUAUUUUGGCAGUAGAGUGUUUCUUUAAUCAUUGGACAGUUGUGCACUAAUGUUUCUAAAGUGGCAGUCCCAAUUUUCAGGUCUUUUCCCACUAUUCUGACUUUGCUCACUGGUGUUCGACCUUUGGUGACACCAGACAACAGUCCCCAGAAAGUGUAACGUGUAGAUGUGCGCAUGUGGGGCACAGCCGGUAUUUAUGGCUGUGUGGCAGGUGCCGGUAUUGCAAAAAAACCUACAAUACAAUUGCCGGUAUUUUUCUUUGAAGAGAAUGUUCUGCAAUAUCGGCACCGGCCACCAGGGUGUGCAGUGUUCUAAAGCCGUGCUCGGAACACUUGUUGGUGCUAGAGCUGUGUGGAGAGGGCUGAAAUGGGAUGUCGCUGCAUGUCCCUGCCCUCUCCACUAACAGAGUCCGCAUGAGAGGAGUGGGAGCAGCAAGAGCUACAUGACAAGCAGAUGGAAGAUUAGCACCAGGACCUGAGUCCUGAAAGCGUGUGUGUGUGUGUGUAUUCAGCAGUCUGUGUGUGUGUUCACAAGUAAGUAGCAGUGAACAAUAUUCCCUGUAUUUGAAAGUUUUGCAAAUCGGAUACCAUAACAGAAAGUUCAAUAAAAGCAAGUAGCUGCUGCUAUGUAAAAGCUCAAUAAAAAGUAUCACCAAAAAAGUAAUAAGCAGAAUAACUGCUACCAGCAUAGGGAAAAAGCACUGUGGCAUCCAAUAGUGAAAUUUACCAAAUCUUAAGGAUAAUGGGAGGAAUAGGUAAUACAAUCUACAGAAAGUCUUAGCAGAGAUCCUUUACCUACACAAAGAUCGCAGGUACCUGGAAACCAUGUCACAAAAUUAGUUACCAUUCAAAUUCUUCUGUUCUCCGUGUGUGUGCAUUUAGCAGUCUGUCUUAUGUAUGUGUAUCCAGCAGUGUGUGUGUGGACUCAGCAGUCUGUGUAUUCAGCAGUUGAUACAUAUUUAGCAGUCUGUGUGUUUGUACUCAGCAGUCUGUCUGUGUAUGUGUAUUCAGCAGUCUGCCUAUUUAGCAAUAUGUGUGUGUAUUCAGCAGUCUGCACAUUUAGCAGUAUGUAUACGUACUCAGCAGUCUGUCUUUGUAUGUUUAUUGAACAGUCAGUGUAUUCAGCAGUCUCUGCAUAUUUAGCAGUCUGUGUAUGUGUAUUCAGCAGUUUGCUAUGUGUGUCUAUUUAGCAGUCUGCAUGUGUAUUUGUAUAUACACAUUUACACAACGACACACUGCUAUACACACACUGCCUCACAUAUACAAUACUAUACACACAGUCAGACACAGUAGAAACAUUGCAAGUAUUUUAUUAGUGAUUUAGGGAAUUUUCUGCUUCCAAAUGUUCUCGUUCUUUUAUGCACAUCGUGUGCUGUGAUGUCACGCAUAUAUAAUUAAUAAUGCAAAUUAGCAUGGCCGGUAUUUUUUUCCAAAAAGGGUGGCAACCCUAUGCGCAUGCUGCACGGUUAGGGAACUAGGACCCUGCAGAAAGCCUGGCAUGCAUUUGACUUGAUCCUAUGAUUAAGAGUAGAUAUUCCACACAAUAUGUGUGAGGAGGUAAUGGGUUGUUUGCCACGCUGAGUUGCAAUUCCCAUUAUAUUUGUAUUUUUAUAGAUUUAUAAUAAAACAUAUGGAUUUGGACCAUGCUAUUUUAUUAGCUAUACUGUGAACAGAGGAGUCUCCUUUGAGAAAUUUUGAAUUGUUACUGCUGACCACAGUUCCAGUUCCAAAAUCAUCUGACUUUGAUGCAAGAAACAGUAUAUUGCUGCUUUUCAAUUUUCUCACACCUGCCCUGCACAGACCUUUACAGGGUUAUUGUAGGCACUUUAACAAUUUUAUUGAAGUUGUUAUAGUGCCUGCAAUCCUGCCCACCCCCCAAAAAAAACGUUUUAGUUCACUAAUUAGAAGGCUUGGAACAGCGGCUUAGUGUGUGAUGUUUUGCUCGUUUCUCCUGGUGUGAUAAUAUUUCUAACUCUCUCCUCUUGCAGUAUGUGGUGAUUCCUACAAGACGUGGAACGGCAGGAGCAUUGCAGAUCGUUGUGUCCCACAUAUUAGGAGAUGCUGGCAGCCCGUAUGCAAUCGGAGUGGUAAGUGAUCAUUAUAUCUCCAUGAACAUUAAAGGGUUACGCCAACCCCCAUGACCACUUCAGUGAUUUGAAUAGAUCAUGGUAGUGGGAGCUUGGAUGUGCAAAUGUGCUUUAAACACUGCACAUUCAGAGAUAUUUGCAUUUGUGUCUCGGAUGCUAGUUACUCUGAACUCUGUUGCAGGUUGCCUAAUGUCAAUUCUAUAUAUAUUUUACGUCAGUCAUCAGUGCACACAAUGCAUGCUUUCAACAGACAAUAUUAUCUUGUCCCUCACAGACAAAGGGCCUGCAAAGGGAAGAUCGCUUUCCCCUCCCUCCAUCACUUUAAUCGCUUUUUUAUUUUAUUUUGGAAAUUUAAAAUUCCACCGUCCCAAAAUCUCUCUCUCUCCCCACUUCGGGGGUCUGUGGGGACAGUAGGUCCUCCCCCAUGAAUAUUAGAAUAAUAGAAUAUGUUUUAAACUAUUUCAUCACAGGUUGCUAGCAAUGCCUGUGGGCAAAAAGUCUGGAUUUUUUCAAACCGGGGCCCGAAUUUGAAGCCUUUGAGCCUGGAAUUAUUUAAUUUAAUUCAGGUCUAUUUGGGCCCCAAAAUGCAAAAUCUGUAUAUUGUUGAAUAGUGUGAACAAUGUCUGGAUUUUGGAGUCCUAAUAACCCCAUAUGCGGCCCGAUUGUUUUUUCCCCAUCCGGUACUGCGCUAUUUAGACUUUAUGGAAAAUUCCUGUACGUGUCUCUGUUGAAGUGGUCCUUCCAGUGGGAUGUCCAUUAUAGACUACCAGCAGUUGUUGAAAUAUGCAUCAUUAAGUGAAGAUGCUAAACAGGUACAACCAGUAUGGAAACUAAAACAUAUAUAUAUCUUUACAUAUUAUAUGUGACAGAUGGCAACACUCACCAUUUGGCAAUUUGUCUAAUGAAAAUAACUGUGCUGUAUUCUUACAAAUACACGUGAUCAAAGAAUGUGGAUAGGUUUAUUUAUUUAGUUUACUGUUUUACCUGCAUUGUGGCCUCGAUUUAAUCACCAGCUGUAACUGCUUCUCUUUCAUCUUUCUUCUCCUCAGAUUUCAGAUCUAAUACGCAAAGGAAAACCAGAUUCAGACCUCUUGCGGUUUAAUAGCUUAGGCUCCGCUCUGAUUAUUUGUGCCUUUGUGGGAGUCAUCGGAGGGGGAUUUUUCCUCGCAACAUCUUUCUACAUAGAGAAAGAUCGGAAGAAGGCAGAAAGUUACUCCCAAGAUGAAGAUGGUGAGGUUUGAGAAGAGGCCUGGACAUCCUUUACAAAAUGUAAAGAACACGGUAAGAAUUAAGCGCUAUAUGUGUCCCGGUAAGCAACAGCAGCAACAACAAGCUGCCAAGGCUUCCUCUUCUUGGCUGUACUGAUAAUUUCUCACAAUGGGUUGGUGGCUGCUCCUCAAGUAGGUGAGUAUGUAAGAGAGCAGAAAGAAAUUUAAUUGUGGAGUAUAACUAGAAAUUUGGGUGGAGUGAAUAUGGAAAAUCACCAACAAUUUUAGGAGCUUUUAAACCAGUUCUUAGAUGAAAGCUUUGAUUGAAUAAUCCCCAUCUAGGUAUAUAUAGCUGUUUUCCUUAGCACGUCAGGGUCUUCAGCAGAGUAUUAACAAAAUAAACAAAAACACAGAAGCAGUAUAUAGUAUGUCGGUAAGUUCUAGCGAUAUAUAGUAAUGAGUGGUAAUGCACUCACAUGACAUAGAGCCUUUUAUGUGGUACAAACAAAACAGCAUCCAGUGGUAUAAUCUCCACUUCUGGAUAAUGUUUAGCUGGAUAUUCUCAGUGUUGUAAUGCAAGGCAAAACAUAGGCAUAGAGAUCUCUGUUGAAACAGUUAUUAUAGAAAAACAAAAAAGAGUUCCUACUCGCAUGCCCCUGAGCAAUAUGGUUUUGCUCAAACCUUAUGGCGUAGAUGUAUAUAAAUCAGAACUGGCUUUGCUUAUCCCAGUCCUAAUAGGGAAAGCGACCAACAGGAUUGAAGAUGACAUUAAGUCCUGGUGUUUGAACAUGGUUGAUAAAGAUCUCUCAGUGAUUCACAAUGCUAAAGAAAACCAAUUUCAUUUUGAUUCUCAAACAGACAGGCUAGUUUCACUCCCCCCAAACACCACCCCCCUCACCCCCCCUUCACCCUCCCUUUAUAUUUCUUCUGUCUUUUUCACUUUUUCCACUGGUUUAUUAUACUCUUAAUUUUUUAACUCAUUACGUCUUUUAUUUUUUUCUAGUUUGAUUUUCGGAGUGAUCACUUGUGUGACUGGUAUUGUGGGGGUUAUAGCUGGUGUGGAGAUCAGCAAGCAUUGCCGAAAAAAAAAAAAAAACAUGUACGGACGAUUUGGUUUGUGCCUUUGGCCUCCUGUGCACACAGCCCUUCCUUUACGUCUCCUUAGUGGUAGCACAGUAAAGCCUUAUUUCCCUAUUGGGCAACUCCACUCACUUUAAAUCGUCCUUCCACCCCCCACUGACUUCCUUGGGGAACCACUCUGCAAAUCUCUCUUUAAUCAUUUGGUAGGAAGCGACUCCCUUAACCAGUACAAGAUUACCAGGUGAUAACCUUCUACCUGUUACUCUUAGUCCCCGAGGGGAAACCACUAGAAUGCCCUACCGGGUAAUAAAUUAUUGUUGUUGUAUCACGUCGUGUGCCCACUGGAACCUUAGUCACACGUCACUCUACUUACCCAGUGAUAUAACUUAUCAGUCAAUAGACAUAGUCCUGGGAUACAGAGUGUAGGACCCACUGUCUGACUACCCUCAUGGAAUUGAUUAUAUGAUAACUUAUUAUUUUCCUAAACAACAGCAGUGUCUUUCCCAAAGUACUAUACCACUUCUGUUAACCAAUGUCACUGCUCAUGUUAAUGUUUAUGUUUAUGCUCAACUGCCUUUCAUGUUUCUCUUAUAAAAAAAAAAAGUGCAAUAUCCCUCACUUGCCAUGUUCCUGUUUCCAAAUAUAUAGUGGUUAUGGGCUUGUGCAUGCUGUUGCGGAAGUGACAGAUGGCAACACUCACAAUUUGGCAAUUUGGCUAAUGAAAAUAACUGUGCUGUAUUCUUACAAAUACACGUGAUCAAAGAACGUGGAUAGGUUUAUUUAUUUAGUUUACUGUUUUACCUGCAUUUUGGCCUCGAUUUAAUCACCAGCUGUAACUGCUUCUCUUUCAUCUUUCUUCUCCUCAGAUUUCAGAUCUAAUACGCAAAGGAAAACCAGAUUCAGACCUCUUGCGGUUUAAUAGCUUAGGCUCCGCUCUGAUUAUUUGUGCCUUUGUGGGAGUCAUCGGAGGGGGAUUUUUCCUCGCAACAUCUUUCUACAUAGAGAAAGAUCGGAAGAAGGCAGAAAGUUACUCCCAAGAUGAAGAUGGUGAGGUUUGAGAAGAGGCCUGGACAUCCUUUACAAAAUGUAAAGAACACGGUAAGAAUUAAGCGCUAUAUGUGUCCCGGUAAGCAACAGCAGCAACAACAAGCUGCCAAGGCUUCCUCUUCUUGGCUGUACUGAUAAUUUCUCACAAUGGGUUGGUGGUUGCUCCUCAAGUAGGUGAGUAUGUAAGAGAGCAGAAAGAAAUUUAAUUGUGGAGUAUAACUAGAAAUUUGGGUGGAGUGAAUAUGGAAAAUCACCAACAAUUUUAGGAGCUUUUAAACCAGUUCUUAGAUGAAAGCUUUGAUUGAAUAAUCCCCAUCUAGGUAUAUAUAGCUGUUUUCCUUAGCAGGUCAGGGUCUUCAGCAGAGUAUUAACAAAAUAAACAAAAACACAGAAGCAGUAUAUAGUAUGUCGGAAAGUUCUAGCGAUAUAUAGUAAUGAGUGGUAAUGCACUCACAUGACAUAGAGCCUUUUAUGUGGUACAAACAAAACAGCAUCCAGUGGUAUAAUCUCCACUUCUGGAUAAUGUUUAGCUGGAUAUUCUCAGUGUUGUAAUGCAAGGCAAAACAUAGGCAUAGAGAUCUCUGUUGAAACAGUUAUUAUAGAAAAACAAAAAAGAGUUCCUACUCGCAUGCCCCUGAGCAAUAUGGUUUUGCUCAAACCUUAUGGCGUAGAUGUAUAUAAAUCAGAACUGGCUUUGCUUAUCCCAGUCCUAAUAGGGAAAGCGACCAACAGGAUUGAAGAUGACAUUAAGUCCUGGUGUUUGAACAUGUUUGAUAAAGAUCUCUCAGUGAUUCACAAUGCUAAAGAAAACCAAUUUCAUUUUGAUUCUCAAACAGACAGGCUAGUUUCACUCCCCCCAAACACCCCCCCCACCCCCCCUUCACCCUCCCUUUAUAUUUCUUCUGUCUUUUUCACUUUUUCCACUGGUUUAUUAUACUCUUAAUUUUUUAACUCAUUACGUCUUUUAUUUUUUUCUAGUUUGAUUUUCGGAGUGAUCACUUGUGUGACUGGUAUUGUGGGGGUUAUAGCUGGUGUGGAGAUCAGCAAGCAUUGCCGAAAAAAAAAAAAAAAACAUGUACGGACGAUUUGGUUUGUGCCUUUGGCCUCCUGUGCACACAGCCCUUCCUUUACGUCUCCUUAGUGGUAGCACAGUAAAGCCUUAUUUCCCUAUUGGGCAACUCCACUCACUUUAAAUCGUCCUUCCACCCCCCACUGACUUCCUUGGGGAACCACUCUGCAAAUCUCUCUUUAAUCAUUUGGUAGGAAGCGACUCCCUUAACCAGUACAAGAUUACCAGGUGAUAACCUUCUACCUGUUACUCUUAGUCCCCGAGGGGAAACCACUAGAAUGCCCUACCGGGUAAUAAAUUAUUGUUGUUGUAUCACGUCGUGUGCCCACUGGAACCUUAGUCACACGUCACUCUACUUACCCAGUUAUAUAACUUAUCAGUCAAUAGACAUAGUCCUGGGAUACAGAGUGUAGGACCCACUGUCUGACUACCCUCAUGGAAUUGAUUAUAUGAUAACUUAUUAUUUUCCUAAACAACAGCAGUGUCUUUCCCAAAGUACUAUACCACUUCUGUUAACCAAUGUCACUGCUCAUGUUAAUGUUUAUGUUUAUGCUCAACUGCCUUUCAUGUUUCUCUUAUAAAAAAAAAAAGUGCAAUAUCCCUCACUUGCCAUGUUCCUGUUUCCAAAUAUAUAGUGGUUAUGGGCUUGUGCAUGCUGUUGCGGAAGUGACAGAUGGCAACACUCACAAUUUGGCAAUUUGUCUAAUGAAAAUAACUGUGCUGUAUUCUUACAAAUACACGUGAUCAAAGAAUGUGGAUAGGUUUAUUUAUUUAGUUUACUGUUUUACCUGCAUUUUGGCCUCGAUUUAAUCACCAGCUGUAACUGCUUCUCUUUCAUCUUUCUUCUCCUCAGAUUUCAGAUCUAAUACGCAAAGGAAAACCAGAUUCAGACCUCUUGCGGUUUAAUAGCUUAGGCUCCGCUCUGAUUAUUUGUGCCUUUGUGGGAGUCAUCGGAGGGGGAUUUUUCCUCGCAACAUCUUUCUACAUAGAGAAAGAUCGGAAGAAGGCAGAAAGUUACUCCCAAGAUGAAGAUGGUGAGGUUUGA
Messenger RNA from Pelobates cultripes (western spadefoot toad), 15770 nucleotides. The record is from the annotation of a GenBank genome assembly. NCBI's taxonomy places the organism in Eukaryota, Metazoa, Chordata, Amphibia, Anura, Pelobatidae.